AUGUCUGACAACGUAUUCCUCUCAUCGUCUAAAAUACCGUCGAUUGAGUCGUCGACUGGUAUUUCUGACGACUUAGAUCUCGGGCCCAUCAGAGACCCCCUGACGACUGUCAUCCCAAUGACAAUAGUUUACGCUCUCAUACUAAUCACCGGAGUUAUCGGCAAUUUCAUAACAUGUCUGGUGAUCGCAAGGAACCGGUACAUGCAUACGGCCACCAACUACUAUCUGUUCAGUUUAGCCAUAUCUGACUUACUGCUACUUGUGUUGGGUUUGCCUCAAGAGAUAUACCAGUUAUGGCAGAAGUAUCCGUACGCUUUCGGCGAAGUGUUUUGUGUGAUCCGUGGACUCACCUCCGAGGCGUCCACCAACUCAUCCGUACUGACAAUCACCGCAUUCACGAUCGAGAGAUAUGUAGCCAUUUGUCACCCAUUGAAAGCCCAUACGAUGUCAAAGUUGUCGCGCGCCGUCAAGCUUAUCAUAAUCAUGUGGAUUCUGGGGAUCGUAUGCGCCCUUCCCAUCGCCUACCAGUUCGGUAUAGUCUAUGACUUCAAUAACGAGCGACUGGUCCCGGAAUCUGCCGCCUGUUCUAUAAAGCGGACGAUUCCUUACUUUAAUGAACACACGUUCACUAUAUCCUCAUUACUAGUGUUUGUAAUCCCAGUGACAAUCAUAUCAGUGCUCUAUAUGUUAAUCGGUUUGAAACUCAGAUAUUCUGCUGCCGUCAGAAACAAACAAAUAGCGGCUAAUAAUACCACAGAUACAGAGGUGAAUCACCGUAAUGGGUCUGGGUACUAUAAAUACCAGUCCACUAAGAGACCGCACGACUCGAAGAAUUCGUCCAACGGUUCCAAUAGUUUGUCUCAACGGAGAGCUGUCAUCAAAAUGUUAACUAUUUAA
Molecule: messenger RNA, 897 nt
Organism: Oppiella nova
Lineage: Eukaryota; Metazoa; Arthropoda; Arachnida; Sarcoptiformes; Oppiidae
Source: the annotation of a GenBank genome assembly